Molecule: messenger RNA, 1184 nt
Organism: Lytechinus variegatus (green sea urchin)
Lineage: Eukaryota; Metazoa; Echinodermata; Echinoidea; Temnopleuroida; Toxopneustidae
Product: sigma non-opioid intracellular receptor 1-like
Exons: 4
Coding region: 30-659 (209 amino acids)
Cellular component (GO): endoplasmic reticulum
Source: RefSeq, a predicted model, not a curated record
UGAGAUUGAGAAGGGUGAAAACAGGCAAAAUGUCAAAAUUAUUUAUUCUGGUUUUAUUAGGUGCCUUAAUCUACGGAAUCCAUCUCUGGUUGAAGACAAAAUCGUAUCUAACUGAUGAUCAGACAAUUGCAAGAAUAGCAGAGAAAUAUGUUGGACUCCCACACCAAGAUGCCUUUGACAAGGUUGGUGAGGUUCUUCGGGAGAGAUAUCCUGGUCAUAUCUUACCUAAAGAGAGGGAGGAAUGGAUCUUCAUGAAUGCCGGUGGCUGGAUGGGGGCCAUGUGUCUUGUACAUGCCUCGCUCACCGAGUAUAUUCUAUUCUUUGGCACUGCGGUUGAUACUGGUGGUCAUUCUGGUCGAUAUUGGGCAAAUGUUUCUGACACGAUCAUAAGUGGGAAUUUUCGGCAGUGGAAAGAAGGAACAACGGAAAGUGAAGAGUAUGGACCAGGAGUUACCUUACUUCAUGCUUGGGGUGAGGCCACUUCCGUCCAAUGGACCGCUGGCACCUGGAUGGUUGAAUAUGGGCGCGGUUUUAUACCCUCCACCCUCCCGUUUGCCAUAUCCGACACCAUCUUCAGUACCCAAGAUUUCUAUACACUCUACAGAAUCGUCAGGAUCUAUGCAGAGGCACUGUUCCAGGAACUGCUGUGUGUUCUUUGAUGAUGGUUCAUGAUAGGUAGUGGAUUAGUUAAACAGAAUAGGGGGUGUGGGAGGGGGGGAGAGGUUAGAAGUUUAUGAUUGCCAGUUACUUUGAGUAAAGAUUUUUAAUUCCGAUUAUUCACCUUUAUGAAGGUUCAGUAUUCUGAUGGUUCAUGAGUAAAAAGUUUUUUUAUUAUAAAAUGACAUAAGGUUCGAUAUUCUAAAGGUUGGUCAAACUGAAAUUCUGAAAAUGAAAAUCCAUAUUUCAUAGUUCGAAAUAGAAAUCUGAGAAUAGAAAUAUUUUGCAAAUUCAUUUUGCCCAAUUGAUCGUGGGCCCGGCAGCCACAGUGCAGCACAAGAUCAGCGAGGCUCCAUCCCUUUAAGUGUGGAACGCCUAACAGGGUAGCGGCAAAUCCCAUCUUUUAAUGUCUUUUGGUCUGACACGGCCGGGGUUUGAACUCCUGUUCUCUCCUAGUUGUGAGACAGAUGCUCUACCAAAUGAGACAUAACACAAGUUUGUUUGUUUAAUUCGAAUAUUAAAUAAAA